This is a messenger RNA of Microstroma glucosiphilum, 865 nucleotides long. RefSeq lists its product as hypothetical. The record is from RefSeq and is a predicted model, not a curated record. Bases 113 to 625 code for a protein of 170 amino acids. The transcript has 2 exons. Lineage: Eukaryota; Fungi; Basidiomycota; Exobasidiomycetes; Microstromatales; Microstromataceae.
CGCCUCCUCCUUCUUGUCUUUGUCCUCCUCCUGGCGGCCUUCCACCUCGCUUAGGUCUCAGGCUAGGCCCAUUCUUCUCACGCUGUUGUAGGACCCAGUCUGCUCAGCCCAGAUGGAAGCCAUGCUAAUGUCAGUCUCGUACGACGACAAAAGGGCCGAUUACGCGAGCCGAGGGAGCAGCACGCGACUGUCAUGGAGCAGACUAGCGGAAGCGGGGGAAUACGCGUCUAGGCACAAGAGGCCAGCGACAUCACCACUAGCAUCAUCACCACUAGCAUCAUCAUCGGAGGCGUUCCCGGAGGCGGCAGCAGCAGCAGCAGCAGGCACACUAAUCUCACAUCUCCAGUGCCCAUCUACAGCCACCCCCGGCGGCAGUGCCUGUCCUGAGAACAAGACGCAAAACACGCAUUGCACUCGGAUAAGGCAUCUCCCACUCAGGUCCUUGCCAGGGUCAUAUAGAUCCUCUGCGCUCCUCCUAUCUAUUCGCCCGCCCCCUCCUACUUCUUUCUCUCUUACCCUACCACCUGUCCGUCGUCCUCUGCCUCACACAAGCCUGAGCGGCUCCCUCUACAACUCGUGUGCUCGCAUCGCAACGCUGAGCCCAGCCAUAUCCUAUCCAGGCUAGUAUCUCAACAUCACCUUCUGCCUGUGCUCAAGCUUGAGUCUGUCCAUCUCACCGCUCACCAAGCAGCAAGCCCCGCGUGCAGCGCCCUUUGCUUUGCCCUCGGGCAGCAGCGGCCACGGAGGGUUGCUAGCAAGCAAACGACGCCUUCAGAUCCCAUUGACUUGGGUCUGUUGCGCUCCGAUCGUCUACUGCGUCUUCUACACCAUUGGACAAGAUGCCUCAGAUGAUCACAGAGCCCAC